UGCGCAUCUCCCCCCCCCCCCCCCCCCCGCUUUCCCUCCCCCCCCCCUUCCAACAUGUCUGGCAAGCUUUCCAAGAGCGACACCACCCCGGCCGCCACCCCGGCUGCCCCGGCUGCCGAGGCUCCGGCCGCCCCGGCUCCCUCCCUAUUCGCGUCCCUCGAGGAGGAUGACGAGUUUGAGGAGUUCGUCACUGAGGAGUGGGACAUUUCCACCGCCGGCGAUGCUGCCACCAAGGUCGAGGCCCUGUGGGAGGAGAAGUGGGACGACGACACCAUCGAGGACGACUUCCUCAACCGCGUCAAGGCCGAGCUUGACAAGGUUAAGAAGUAAUUUCACAACCCGUCCCCCUCCCCCAUCCCACCCGCCUGCGCACUCGUUUUAAGUGUCAUCCCCUCUGCCAUUGCCCCAAUCCAGCCUUCUUCCUUCCCUGCGCCAGGCGCGCUUGGCCUCCCAAUAAAAAGAAGAAUAAAAUACAAUCCUGACA
This is a messenger RNA of Fonticula alba, 484 nucleotides long. RefSeq lists its product as hypothetical. The transcript is spliced from 3 exons. Bases 55 to 330 code for a protein of 91 amino acids. Gene Ontology annotation, biological process: mRNA export from nucleus; proteasome assembly; double-strand break repair via homologous recombination. Gene Ontology annotation, cellular component: proteasome complex; proteasome regulatory particle, lid subcomplex. NCBI's taxonomy places the organism in Eukaryota, Rotosphaerida, Fonticulaceae. The record is from RefSeq and is a predicted model, not a curated record.